AGCAUGGAGCCAGGCGGCGGUGGCGGUGUAGACGCUCGGAAACACGAACAAUGACAGAAAGUCUGCAAAAUAUGAGCUGAGAUAAUAGGGUGCAUUUCCAUCGUCUGUAGGCUCAUGAGAAAAAUUGCGUGACACCUCUUUUUUGUGGAAUGUGCACCCUGAUUACAGCGGUAUGUGUGUGUGUGUGUGUGUGUGUUUGAGUCAAAGCACAUGCCCGCUCCAUGAUUACAGCUGUAUAUUCCCAGUGUUACAGAUAAUGCUUUUGUUUCUCUUGCAGCUCCUCCCUUCCUCCUCCUCUCUUCUGUCCUUUCCUUUCAUUUCUCUCCCCCUCCCACUCUCUUCCCCCCUCUUUCUGUCCGCAAACGUCGCUCGAUAGCGGUCUGUUAACUCUGCGAUAGGCCCGUCGCCGCUAUCGGCCGGGGGAAGUUGUGUAUCUCAUCCUGCAGCCCUCGCGCCAGUGGAAGCUCUCCAUGCAUUUGGCGGGCGGGUCGUCAGAGAAAGCGUCUGGUUUUUGAUUAAUAUUUCAAUCCCUGAAAUAAGCAUCGUGUGAAAUCAGAGGUGGAGGACAAGUUAGCAGUUAGUUGUCAUGUGUGUUUUUCUUUUUAAAUGACUACAUUGAGUAGUUGCUUUUCAGCCCCUGAACAGAUGUGAUAUAGUAUCCAGAGAUACAAGCAUUGGGGCAGUGUGUGUGUGUGUGUGUGUGUGUGUGUGUGUAAUGAGCACUGCAGUCGUUAGUGGGGGGGGGUCGCCGCUCUGUACAGCGGGCGUACAGGACUGCACAGAUGGCGGUGGAAUGAGAGGCGUACUCGCUGCAGAUUUACGCUGCUCUCUCGGGCGUCUGUCAGCGUGUCUGUGAGUCGCUCUCGCUCCUCGUUUGACAGCCUGAGCAUAUGCAUCAGUGUCGCCGUGGCACGCCACGCAGACGUAUGACGCGGCGGGUCCAUCCAUUUCCAGCGCCAGCCAGUCUGUCUGAGCGCAGUUCGCAGAUCGCACUGGGAAGCACUCCACCAUGCCCGACUCACCUGCGGACGUCAAGACACAGUCCAGGUUGACCCCCCCUACUAUGCCGCCCCCACCCAGCACGCAAGGAGCACCACGCAACAGCUCCUACACCCCCACCACAUUAACCAAUGGCAGCAGCCAUUCUCCUACGGCGCUCAACGGCGCUCCAUCUCCCCCGAACGGCUACAGCAACGGCCCCAGCUCCUCCUCCUCCUCCUCGCUGGCCAACCAGCAGCUGCCGCCGGCCUGCGGCGCGCGGCAGCUCAGCAAGCUCAAGCGCUUCCUCACGACCCUGCAGCAGUUUGGCAACGACAUCUCACCGGAAAUCGGCGAGCGGGUCCGCACGCUAGUGCUCGGACUAGUGAAUUCCACGCUAACCAUCGAAGAAUUUCACUCCAAGCUCCAAGAAGCCACCAACUUCCCCCUGCGACCUUUCGUCAUACCCUUUCUGAAGGCUAACCUGCCGCUGCUUCAGAGAGAGCUGCUGCACUGUGCCAGGCUGGCCAAGCAGAACCCCGCUCAGUACCUGGCCCAGCACGAGCAGCUGCUCCUGGACACCAGCACCACCUCCCCGGUGGACUCCUCCGAGCUCCUGCUGGACGUCAACGAGAACGGCAAGAGAAGGACGCCGGACAGAACCAAAGAGAACGGCUUCGAGCGAGAUGGCGCCCUGCAUCCCGAUGUGCACCCAAGCAAGCGGCCCUGCACCAUAAGCCCCGCCCAGCGCUUCAGCCCGUCCAAUGGGCUCUCCUACCAACCCAACGGACUGCCCCACCCGGGGCCGAUCCCCCCGCAGCACUACAGGCUGGACGACAUGGCCAUCGCCCAUCACUACCGUGACACCUACAGACACCCCGCCUCCAAUCAUCGGGAGAUCCGGGAGAGAGCCAGACCUAUCGGCAUGCAUACAGGGACCAGGCAGGAGGAGGUGAUCGACCACAGGCUGACAGACAGAGAGUGGGCUGAGGAGUGGAAGCACCUUGACCAUGUAAGAAAACUGCUCAACUGUAUCAUGGACAUGGUGGAGAAGACAAGGCGCUCGCUGACCGUGCUGCGGCGGUGCCAGGAGGCCGACCGCGAGGAGCUCAACUACUGGAUCCGGCGGUACAGCGACGCAGAGGAGCUGAAGAAGGGAGCCGCUAGCGGGCAGUCGAGGCAGCAGAGCCCGGCGGCACAGGAGAACGCGCCAUCAGAAAUUCACAGGGAGCUGCUGCACCGGCCUGUGUCUGGCUACGUCCCUGAAGAAAUCUGGAAGAAAGCUGGUGCGGGAGGCUUGACUUCCUCUGUCUCCACACUCUUUCCAGAGGAGGCCGUGAAUGAGGUGAAGCGACAGGCCAUGUCGGAGCUGCAGAAGGCCGUGUCGGAGGCCGAGCGCAAGGCUCACGAGAUGAUCAGCAGCGAGCGGGCCAAGAUGGAGCGCACGGUGGCCGAGGCCAAGCGGCAGGCGGCCGAGGACGCUCUCUCCAUUAUCAACCAGCAGGAGGACUCCAGCGAGAGCUGCUGGAACUGUGGCCGCAAAGCCAGUGAGACGUGCAGCGGCUGCAACACGGCGCGCUACUGCGGCUCCUUCUGCCAGCACAAGGACUGGGAGAAGCACCACCAUGUCUGCGGUCAAACCCUCCAGGCCCAGCAGCAGCAGCAGCAAGCCAGCCAGCAGCAGGGAAGCGUCCCCGGGUCAGAGACCCCCGCCCCCAUCAGCUCCUCCGCCUGCACCCCGAGCAGCGGAACCGGGAGUCCGGCUGCCACCCCGCCCGCCGCCACCCCUCGCUCCUCCACCCCCAGCACCCCGUCCUCCUCCGCCCUGGAUGGCACACCGCGCUAAGAGACUCGAACGGAGGACGGAGGCAACGAAAAUGCCUCCCGGGGGGGGGGCUUAACAUCCAGCCCCCCCCCACCCCCCCAACCCCCACAAACAGCAUGACUGUCUACAUUGCCUUGCAAAGAUACUAAGCUAACGUGGCUAACAGGAAAAGAUGGCAAUGCUUCUGUCUAUCUUGCAGCGUAGUCAUAGGAGGAGGAGGCGGAGGUCCAUAAUCAGGUCAUAUUGACUUGCCAUGACUUUAAAGAAACGCAAAGAUAUUCUUUGUUUUGAAUGAAUGAAUUUAAAAUAUUGACAUCCUUUUAUCGUUACACUUGCUAUUCUCGUUGUCCGUUCGUCGUACGUGCGUGUUGUUGUUAAACGUUGUCGUCAUCGUAGCUGAUCUUGUUUUCUCCUGUAAAUACUAAGAGACUGAGCAGAGAUAGCCGUGAACUCGAGACAAGUAUAUCUGACCUCCCCCUUUUUAUUGAGUGUUUUUUUUUUUUUUUUUUUUUUCCCAUCCUUGAAUUUAUGCUUCUUAUCCUUCCUGCACCGGGGACGUGAGACUAGUCGACCUCAUUCACCAAACAGCAUACCAAGGGAACAUGUCCUAGCUAGCAGAGCGACAGACGUCAUUGAUACUCUCUGUAAAGAAUGACAUCCGAUUUAAAUACCCUGAGAGACACACCGACGGAUGGAUGGAUAAACAAGUUUGCUGCCUGGAGAGAGGAGAGAUGGACUGAAUCUCUGGCCCACAGACCCCCAUGAAAUGGGCAGAUGUGCAGCAGAUUGCGAGCGGAGCCAGCUGUUCAGCCAAUGUUAUUUCCCUCUCACUUGUAAUAAUAUCCAGGUCAGUGGGCUGGGAAAUACAAAUCCGUCUCCCCGAAGGACGUAAAAGGCAGAAAUUCUUGGACAAGAUACAAAACUUUGCCCGCUGCGCGCGUGGAGAGGAUGUACUGACUCGCGAUCCGCACGUCCGCGCUCGGUGGGCUACAGGAGCUCUCAAACAGGGAGAUAAAGUCGUCGUCCCGCCAGCGAGACUGUCAGAUCACCGCGACGGCGGCACCCAGAGCCGAAAAGAAAAACCCACAGAACUCAGCAGGAAGCUCAUUCUGCGCCCCAGACGCUCCCCUCCUGUCUCAACUCUGACAAACAUUUUCAUCCUUCUUCAUGUUCCGAUUCUUUUUCUGUAGCUGUCAUGGUGUUUAAGACUUCUGUCCUGUGGUGUCACCGAUGGUUAUUUAUUGUAUAUGUGUUGGACAGUUGUGACAAUGCAUAGUACUCCAACCGGUCACAACUCUCAAGUCCUUCAUAACUCUCUCUCUCUCUCUCUCUCUCGCUCUCUCUCUAGCUGGUGCAAAAAGAGAUGAAAAAAAAAAAAAAAGAGGUGUUAUCUUUUUUCCGAGCUGCUUUUCUAUUCUGUGUGUAGGUGGUAGAAUCCCUCGUAGUUCUAUGAGUUUUGCUCCCCUUCGUCCUCAAGAAAAGACACAAGCUAUAUCUCAGAGCUGCUACUUGAGUCCGACCCAGAUCUUUUCUGAGAACUAGCAUGUUGCGCGGAAUGCUAAUUGUUUUGUACAAGGGACAUACAUAAAUGUAUUUGCACUGUCACAGAGGUUAUUUCAGCAUGCUUCUUUUCAGCAUACUUGUGUUGUCGGUAUAGAGCCAUAACCCAUCAACCAUUUUGUAUGUAGUUGAUAGCAUUACCUGUUUUUUACAUUCUGUGGGAUGGGGUGGGCAGGGGAGGGGCAGUUGGAAAAAUGUAAAAUCACCAAAACCCACUUUCUUUUACUUUUUUUUUUUUUUUUGUCGUCUCAACAUGCUAACGAAAGCGGCCAUAACACUUCUUUUUGAAUAGUUACAGACAGUGCAUGCACAUUACUGAACGUUUGUUAAAUAUUUGUUAUUUUUUAGAAAAAAAAACCUGGGGGGGGGAAAAAACGACCAAAAAAAGUACAAAAAAAAAAAAUAUUCUAACAAACUAACUUUCCAAAUGCAGAGGUGUAGACUCCGAUUGACAGCUUUAACACUGCAAAGCACCAGGUAACACACAGUAUUAACACAAGAGAUAAACACAAAAAAAAAAAAUACAAACAAACACCAAAAACAGCCAAAGACUGACACCAAGGACCAAAACCCGAUUUAAAAGAUUUUUCAAAAGAGGUUUGUUCACACGGAAUAUUUGGUUAUUUAUUUUCUGCGGGUUUCGUUUUCACAAAAAUACAAUUUCUGUGGCAUAAAAAAAAAAAUCCCUUUUUUUUUUUUUUUUUUAAAUCCUUUCUGGAAACCAACGGCGCUCGUCUUACAUUGUGAAAUGAGAAGGUGCGAAUGAAACAUAACAGACGUUUCGCAGCCGUGUUACAUUCUAUUCUAACCGGAGCAAUAAUAACUAAUGUGACAUGAACACUGAUCACUUCUUUUUUCGGAAGACAACAUUUUUUGAGAUUAUUUUCUGAUCCCGUUCGUGCAUUUUUCUCAUGACGCAGAUGUCGGAUUAAGCGCCCGUUUCAGCUUUAAGCAGUUCCGUUCUUUAUUCCCAAAAGAAGUGAACGUGAGACAGGGCUUUCGUGGCGGAAACACUUUUUAAUUAUUUAUGUCAGAUUACUUUGCUGUCGGGAUGGAGAAUCAGUCGCAGCUUUGUUGUAAAUCAAACAAAACCUCUCGUUCGCAGUAAGAGAGCACUUAACCCCGACGCACACGAAAAAGGCUCUUCACCCCCAGACACCUUGGUGCUACACAGAAGCGCGUUACAAAUUCUGACCUCAAGGAACAGGCGGAGGCCCCGCAAAGGUUCCCCCCCUGGGGGGGCCGUUUGCUCCCUCUGUACUUCCUCAUUGCUCCCUCCUCGUCUAAAUAGAAAAAAACACACACCUGCAUUUUUUUUUCUUGACUCUAAAGGGUUAAACAAAUCCAAAAAGGUGUCUGACACCCAACUAGCGACUCCUCAGAAGCUGUGAAGAAACAGCCGAGCCUGUUUUAACACUAGUGUAUUUGAAAAGUAUACAACAAGUGACGUGUGUGUUCAACGUUAUCAGGGCAAAACCUGGGUUUGAAAAAAAAAAGAGAAAAAAAAGGGUUAAAAAAUACGAUUAUCACUCAAUGAUUCUUUGAGAAGCUCUAUUUUUUUUUUUCUUUCUUCCCUCCUCUACGUGUGUUUUGCUACAAAUUCCUCGGUGGCAAACAAGUCUCACUCUACCUCUUACAGCACGAUAAGAGCAUCAGUCGCGGCGCUGAUACUGGUCUAGUCUAAACCAAAUGGGCACAAGAGAACAGGAAAAACAAAAAAAAAUUUAAAAAACCCAAAGUCGAAGCUCAUACAGCUGCAAAACCAUAUCACUACUUGGUAACAAUGCAGACCUCAUAAAUAAAUGAAACAUAAAUGAAUAGAAACGAGAAAAAAAAAAAAGAAAAAAAAAACUUUUGUUAUGUUCCUUUAUGCCUGUGGCGUUUCUAGAGUACAUCAAGAGUUUUGAAUUGUUUGAACAGAUUUUAAAAGGAAAAAUUGUGCUGAUUUUAAAAAAAGGGAGGCGUCGUCGCAUUUCGCCGGCGCGGCGCGCUUAAAGGUCGCGGAUACGAAGGUGUCGUUUCUCUCUCGCUCUUUUUUUUCUCUCCUGUUUCCCCCUCCGCCCUUUCCUCUCCUCUUCUCUCCUCUGUCGCGGAGACACGCUCAAAGUGCUUGUCGACUUGUCAGCGGAGGGUGAAUUCAAAAAAAGGGGGGGCGUACACAAAAAGCUUGUAAAAUCUCAAAUAAUAAAAAAAAAUAUAUAUAAACAAAAUAAGGCCAUGGAUUUAGGCAUGCCUGUUUUUUCACGAUAGGGGGGAAAUUUCCUACUUAU
Messenger RNA from Acanthopagrus latus (yellowfin seabream), 6633 nucleotides. It is a transcript of the gene runx1t1, whose product is annotated as RUNX1 partner transcriptional co-repressor 1. Gene Ontology annotation, biological process: negative regulation of DNA-templated transcription; DNA-templated transcription. NCBI's taxonomy places the organism in Eukaryota, Metazoa, Chordata, Actinopteri, Spariformes, Sparidae. Gene Ontology annotation, molecular function: transcription corepressor activity. Gene Ontology annotation, cellular component: nucleus. The transcript has 11 exons. The record is from RefSeq and is a predicted model, not a curated record. The coding region runs from base 1010 to 2824 and encodes 604 amino acids.